AUGGAACCUUCAGAACCGACUUUUUCAUCAUUAUUACUCGCUACAUGUGAGUCAAGUGCAUAUGUAGUCGGUAUAGUCUUCAUCGGAUAUUUAGGUGUAAAGAGUGGUAUCCUUACUCCAAUGAUAAAAAAGAUACUUGCGAAACUAGUUUUGAAUCUAUUUCUUCCUUGUCUCUUAUUUUCUCAAAUUGGAGGUACAAUCGAUUUAGAAACAAUAAUACAAAUGUGGCCUUUACCCGUAUUCUGUGUGUUAUUCGCAAUAAUAAGUGGAUUUCUUGGAAAUUUUGGUGGAAAUAUAUUAAACUUAUCCAAAUCAAAAAAGAAAUUUAUAAUGUCGGCCAUGAUAUUUAAUAAUAUCACGGCUGUACCUGUAGGAUUGAUUAAAGCUUUUGUUAGCACAAAUGCUAUGCAAAUUUUUAAAUCGAAAAAUAAUGAAACUCUACAGGAUACAGCGUCACGCGGGGUUACCUAUUUGUUGUUAUCUACUCUUUUCGUUCUCAUCAUAAGACCUUUUGUGGACUCAAUUUUACCUGAAGAUGAUCCCACAGACGCAUCCAACCACUCCUCGUUGCCAACACAAAAUUCCAUGACACAGGUAGAACCAGUAACAGUAUUUUCGCAUUUAAAUAAUACCAACCCUACAGAAGAAACUCCAUUAUUAUUAUCUUUGAAAGGAUCCUCUUCACAUUUCCGUAAAAUUCUUAAUCUAAUUAAUAAUAAGCGUAUAUUAUCAAAUAUAAUGUCACCACCAAUAUUUGCUGGAUUAUCAGCUCUGAUAAUUGGACUAAUUCCAAUGCUCAAAUCGCAAUUCUUUGAUCCGAAAUCUCCUUUAUAUACCUACCUCACUGUAAACAUGAAACUUAUAGCCGUACUUACUGUUCCAAUGACAUUAAUUUCUAUCGGUGCCCAAGCUGGAUGUGUUAAAACCUUAUUUAUUAAAUGGAAUACAAAUACACAUAAACCUAUAGUGUAUGUAAUUAUUUGUAGAUAUUUAAUAAUGCCUAUUAUUGGAAUAUCAAUAGUUUUAGGAUGUAAGAUCGUUGCUAAAGAUUUGGAUUGGUUUAUAAUCAAUGAUUCGAUGUUUUUAUUUGCGGCAAUGUGCUUAGCGUGUUGGCCAACAGCUAUUGAUCUUUUUGAUGCCCAGGAUGAAUUAUUAAUCUUAACAUAUAAUUCUUAUAUUUUACUAUUUCCGGUUAUUUUGUUUACAUUGUUGGGAUUGUUGUCAAUCGUUGCAUAUAUCGCUGGAACAUUUGCUACAGCAUUAUAA
This is a messenger RNA of Dentiscutata erythropus, 1266 nucleotides long. Lineage: Eukaryota; Fungi; Glomeromycota; Glomeromycetes; Diversisporales; Gigasporaceae. The record is from the annotation of a GenBank genome assembly.